UGUUUUCAGUUAAGUUUUUAAGACGUUUCUAAGCUUUUUGUCUUCUUUCUCAUAGUAAAAAGCAAGAAGAAAUAAAGUUGAUUCAUCAGGUUAACUGAGUUGUUGAAAGUUGUGGCCCACCAGCUGAAACCAUGGGACAAACGCAAAGGACCUCCUACCUGGCUGCUGUGCUGAUGUUCUGGCUGCUGGUCGUUAGGAAGAGUCAUGCAAGUGUAAAAUGUAAGGCUCAGCUUCUCGUGGCUUUGAGUCGGACACAUGGGAGUCGCAGGUUCCUGGCUUUGAGUUUAUACCACAGUACCGGGUUUCUGCAGCCCAGCCUCAGGUUCCUCACUAUCCAUCAGUUCAUUCUGAGAUGCAUUACCUAACAUUGGGGCCCAAAGCACUUCACAGCCAGUCCAACCGAAAAGACCAGGGUCAGAGGCAAGAACGCCAACCAGCGCUUCAACCCCAGGCACCUGGCUACCAGCUAAAAUCUCUUCCUUGGUCACCCAACUACAAAGAACAAACAGGCCUUGGUCACCAGCAAAGACCUCUGCCUCUGGGGUAUAGCUACCUGCAAAAACCUGAGAACCAGGUACUUGGUCAUCUCCAAAGACCUCACUCCCAAAAUCGUGGUUACCUCAAGGUAUCUGAGCCGGAGGUACCAAGCCGCCAGCAGAGACCUCAGACUCAAGAUCAUGGCUACUCUAAGAAACCUAGUUCUCUGGUACUAAAUCAGCAGCAGGGAACACAACCAGGGGUUUUCAGUUUUCCCCCCAAAUCUGACCUUGAGGUUCCAAGUCAACAGAGAACCAAACAUCACCAAAACAGUCACAGUUACUUCCUAAAACCACAACCUGAAAUGCCAGCCCAUCAACAGAGGCUUCAAAGUCACCUCCAGAAACCCCAACCUGAGGGGUCAGCCCAGCAGAGACCUCCUGGUUACCUCCAGAAACCUCAACCUGAGGUAUCAGCCCAGCAGAGACCUCCUGGUUACCUCCAGAAACCCCAACCUGAGAGGUCAGCCCAGCAGAGACCUCCUGGUUACCUCCAGAAACCUCAACCUGAGAGGUCAGCCCAGCAGAGACCUCCUGGUUACCUCCAGAAACCUCAACCUGAGGUAUCAGCCCAGCAGAGACCUCCUGGUUACCUCCAGAAACCCCAACCUGAGAGGUCAGCCCAGCAGAGACCUCCUGGUUACCUCCAGAAACCUCAACCUGAGGUAUCAGCCCAGCAGAGACCUCCUGGUUACCUCCAGAAACCCCAACCUGAGAGGUCAGCCCAGCAGAGACCUCCUGGUUACCUCCAGAAACCUCAACCUGAGGUAUCAGCCCAGCAGAGACCUCCUGGUUACCUCCAGAAACCCCAACCUGAGAGGUCAGCCCAGCAGAGACCUCCUGGUUACCUCCAGAAACCCCAACCUGAGAGGUCAGCCCAGCAGAGACCUCCUGGUUACCUCCAGAAACCUCAACCUGAGAGGUCAGCCCAGCAGAGACCUCCUGGUUACCUCCAGAAACCCCAACCUGAGAGGUCAGCCCAGCAGAGACCUCCUGGUUACCUCCAGAAACCCCAACCUGAGAGGUCAGCCCAGCAGAGACCUCCUGGUUACCUCCAGAAACUCCAACCUGAGAGGUCAGCCCAGCAGAGACCUCCUGGUUACCUCCAGAAACCUCAACCUGAGGUAUCAGCCCAGCAGAGACCUCCUGGUUACCUCGAGAAACCCCAACCUGAGGGGUCAGCCCAGCAGAGACCUCCUGGUUACCUCCAGAAACCUCAGUAUGAGAUGCCAUCUAAUCGGCAAAGACUUCAACCCAGUGAUUAUUUUCAGAAACCACAUAAGGAGCUAAGUACUCUACAAAGACAACCUCAAAUGCCUGAUUCCCAUGAGAAACCUGAGGCCCAAGUAUUGAGGCAUCAAAAGAGACCUGCUUUCCAAAGCCUUGGUUACCCAGAGGCUCCUCUGGCCAGAGUUUCAAACUACCAGCUGAAACCUCAUCUUCAAAUUCAUGGCUAUUCACAAAAGCCUGAGGCCAAGGUUUUUGAAAACCAGCAGAGAAAACGGGCCCAGAGUCAUGGUAACCCCAACAAACCUCAGUCUGAGGUACCAAGUCACCACAGAAGACCUCAGCCCCAAGGGCAGAGCCACCAACAAAUGAUCCCGUCUCACGGGCCUCGAUCCCUGUUGUCUAACUACUUUAAACAAUCUGUUCCUCAAACAUCGAGUAACCAGCAAGAGUUUCAACAGGGUGGACUUGGUUAUCGGCUGAAUUCUCAGUCACUGCCUCAAAGCUACCAACAGAGACCUGGGCACCACAAGUCUCCUGUCCAGGAACCUAAUCAUCAGCUCCAGAGCACAAGACACAAACUGGGUUCCGAGGCACAGUUUUCAGACCUUCAGCAGAACCCCCUGUACCUUCAGAGACCCACCUACCAGGAGCAACCUGAACUUCAAGGAGCCAGGUCCAAGCAGCAGAAGUCUAGUAACAAGCAGGAGCUUCAGUCAGAGAAGUCAAGCCGCCAGAUGAGGCCUGGCCUACAGGGCACAAGGUUUGUGCAAGGGUCUCAGCGCCAAAUGCCUUUUCCACCGGGACUUCAGCCCCAAGGAACGGCUCGACGGACACCUCAGGCCCAAGAGGAGUACAAGGAAGCGUCAGAGGCCCAAUUCCCAAACCCUCUGCAGGGAUUCGCACCUCGGAUGCUAAGACACAGGCAGGGCUCAAUGGCUCAACAGCAGGGAUCUCAACCGCACACUCUACAGCCACAAGGGCCUCAAGCAUCAGACCACAGGCAUGGUCCUUGGCUCUGGCCUUCAAGAUAUGCCAUGUUUGGCUCUCCAGGCUCCAACCAUAACGAGGAAUGAAAAAGGUCAAAGGUGAGCCUGAACCCCUUUGGUGUCAUGUUGGGUCAAUGUUUUCUAAAUAAAAUUUAUUUUUCAGUGACUGACUCUCUGCAGCCGUAGAGUCAAAGAAGACGAGCUUUAAAUAUUGUUUUUCACUUUCGUUUUGGACUUUCAUGCAGGUUUUUUUGGAUUAAAACUGUCAUGAAGCCUUUU
Molecule: messenger RNA, 3031 nt
Organism: Oryzias latipes (Japanese medaka)
Lineage: Eukaryota; Metazoa; Chordata; Actinopteri; Beloniformes; Adrianichthyidae
Source: RefSeq, a predicted model, not a curated record